Acyrthosiphon pisum (pea aphid) is the source of this 910-nucleotide messenger RNA. RefSeq lists its product as uncharacterized. Lineage: Eukaryota; Metazoa; Arthropoda; Insecta; Hemiptera; Aphididae. The record is from RefSeq and is a predicted model, not a curated record.
UAUAUAAAUAAUAAUAUUCAAGAUGUCGAGUUUUAAAUAAAAAUUAUAAAAAUUAGAAUUUCAUUAUAUUAACCUAUACAAAAUUUUAAAUAUGACGGCCAUAGACGAACAAAAAUUAAAUAUUCUCUCUCAAGAUCUUCUGGUGUACAUAUCACAUCUCGAGGAAUCUUAUAACCACAUAGAAGAAUCGGAGGAGAAAAUAAUCGUGCAGGAAUGGUUAUUUAUGAUCCUCGAACAUUUGCACGACGACUUGGACUCGGCUCGUAUCCGGAACAUGGCGCUAAGUCAAAUGCUGAUGGACAUCGAAAGUAACAAACUUCGUACUCCGUUCAACGAGAGACCGUCCUGCCGAGCUUACGCCGAGCUCGUCGCUUGGUUGAAGACCGUGUUGAAUCAACACUCGUCCUUGGAAAAAGGAGAAGACGAAUUGGAUGAGGAACCCGAACCCGAGAACCGCGAAAUGGAAGUUACUGAAUUUGAAAAUUUGGUUUCUACUGACAAUCGAACCUAUGUGGCUAUCCGCACUUUGCCGAAUAGUGGUGGUGUGUUUGGUUACAUAGCUAUUACAAUGGGCGAUGGAGUAGAACCACAAUGGCUGGACUGCAAUGGCAAGCCGAUAUGUACACCGGUGCCAUUUAAUUUGAGGGUGGCGGAAGUUAAGACAGAUGCCGAGCUAGAAUGUUUAGCGUAUGAUGAGACGGACGCCAAACAGGUGUGGAUGGUUUUGAACAACAGAAAAUCAAUAUGUCUGAGAAACGAAUUUUAUGAUUUCUACAAAACGCUGUACGAAAGCGUCCAACAAGAAAUGGUGGCUGAAGCAGAUACGUGUGUGAUCCGAAAAUGUAAACAUCCGUUCAUUGAUAAGUUACUUGAAUACCUCGUGGUCGACUUGAAAGCUAUUGGUAUGACU